GAGAGGAAAUAGAAGGCAAUGGAUAUGUUGAGCAGAAGAGAUUCAAUAUGUGUGGCGCUGAUGCUGUUGGCUGCAUUCUGUGUGAUGCAGAUUAACGCAGAAACCAAGACAUGCACCAACAGAAGGAGCCCAUGCUUCUUGAAGAGGAUUCAAUGCCCAGCUCAGUGCCCUUCUUCCUCGCCCUCUGAUCCAAAGGCCAAAAUCUGCUAUGUUGAUUGUGAUUCUCCAAUCUGCAAGGCUCAAUGCAAAAGACGCAAACCAAACUGCAAUGGGCGUGGAUCUGCAUGCUUGGACCCUCGUUUUGUUGGCGCAGAUGGGAUUGUGUUUUAUUUCCAUGGAAGGAAGAACGAGCAUUUCUCCUUGGUAUCAGACACCAACCUGCAAAUCAAUGCCCGUUUCAUCGGUCUCCGGCCGGCCGGCCGGUCUAGGGACUACACUUGGAUUCAAGCACUGGGAAUCCUCUUUGACUCUCAGAAAUUCUCCAUUGAAGCCACCCCAGCAGCAACAUGGGCUGAUGAAGUUGACCACUUGAAGCUCUCUUACAAUGGACAAGAACUCAUGAUCCCAGAAGGUCAUUUCUCUGUUUGGGAAUCCCCAGAGAAAAAAAUUAGGGUGGAGAGAACUUCAAGCAAGAACAGUAUCUUGCUUACUACUGAAGUUGCAGAGAUUUCCGUCAAUGUUGUUCCUGUGACCAAGGAAGACAGUAGAAUCCAUAACUAUCAGAUACCUGAAGAUGAUUGCUUUGCUCACCUGGAGGUGCAAUUUAAGUUCCAUGGCUUGUCACCUAAAGUUGAAGGAGUUCUUGGAAGGACUUACCAGCCGGAUUUCGAGAAUCCGGCGAAGCCGGGCGUGGCAAUGCCGGUGGUCGGAGGGGAAGACAAGUACAGAACAACUUCACUUCUUUCUGCGGAUUGUGGGGUGUGUUUGUUCUCCCCUGCUCAAGCUUUUCCAGAGAAGAUAGAGCCAGUGACGGAACAUGAGACGUUAGACUGCAGAGGUGUUGCCAACAGUGGGAAUGGUAUAGUCUGCAGAAGAUAAACAAAAUCUGGAAAUCACCAUUGGUGAUUCUGGAAUAAUUAUAUGUUUGAAUAUUUAUUAAGAAAAUAUUUAUCUACGUUAAGUUUCGUGGUUUGA
Neltuma alba is the source of this 1134-nucleotide messenger RNA. RefSeq lists its product as uncharacterized. The transcript has 2 exons. Lineage: Eukaryota; Viridiplantae; Streptophyta; Magnoliopsida; Fabales; Fabaceae. The record is from RefSeq and is a predicted model, not a curated record. The coding region runs from base 19 to 1038 and encodes 339 amino acids.